Anoplopoma fimbria (sablefish) is the source of this 10320-nucleotide messenger RNA. RefSeq names its product pecanex-like protein 3. The coding region runs from base 519 to 7361 and encodes 2280 amino acids. Gene Ontology annotation, cellular component: membrane. The record is from RefSeq and is a predicted model, not a curated record. The transcript has 36 exons. Lineage: Eukaryota; Metazoa; Chordata; Actinopteri; Perciformes; Anoplopomatidae.
GUGUGUGUGUCAACUAGUUGUUAGCCAGCGCUAGCUACCCAGUUAGCUAGCUAGCUCCUUGAAACAUGUUAACACAGGCGAGAAACAGCUGCCGUUCACCAUGAGAGCAGAGAGAGAGCAGUCUGCCAACCUCGAUGCCAAAGACGACGGGGCGCGUUUACACUACAAGGAUAAGUUAGCCAACGCCAACAAAAAAUGAACGUUUUUUCUUACAUUCAGUGGGUUACCAAUGUGCCAAAAAGUCACACUCCUGAUUACCCAACAAGGAUUAGGCUUGAGUGUGGCAACCUGGGUGCAGGGAGAGAGCACAUACUGGCUCAAGAAUAUGCAAGGACUCUUGACCUCAACUGAAGUGAAUUUAUCCAAGACACGGAACUGUUGUCCUUGAUGAAACAGUCUUGGUUAACCUGCCAUCCCCAAUGGAAGUGCCAUCGUAGACAUACGAUACUGUGGCUUGAACUGCUGCACAGUUUCUUGAGCUACAGCCUUUCGGCUUUUAGUUGAACUUGAAGGUGGAGAUGGGUUCCCAAGCUCUUCAGAUAUUGCGGCAGGGCGUGUGGGCCUCGCUCACAGGAGGCUGGUAUGUGGACCCACAUCAGAGCACAUUCUCCAACUGCUUCCACCUCUACCUUUGGAUAUUUCUCCUGGCCUUCCCCUUUCUGCUGUACAUGGCUCUUCCUCCUAGCUUGGUGAUUGCAGGCGUGUACUCCGCUGUGGUGGCGGUCUUUUUCACAGCCAUUAAGGUGGUGAACUACCGGCUUCACACUAUGUUCGACCUUGGGGAGAUUGUAGAGAAGAAGCAUGCCUCACUCACAGCCGAGGCCCCAAAGACAGAUGAAGGAGAUGAAGGUUCAGGUGUCCAUGAUGGGAAUCAGGACAGGGAUAGUCAUGUUGGUGUAGAGAUGACUGUGUUUCGGAAGGUCAACUCAACACCUCCGGUGCGCUGUAGCUCCCAGCACUCCCUGUUUGGAUUGAACCAGGUGUCGGAAUUCUUGCCCCAGCUAGAGGAUACAGGAGGCACUAAGGAUAUCAAAGAGCUAAUGCGGGAACAUGGAAGCAAUAAUGGGAUUGUUACGUCAGCUCACCGGGAGAUCCUCCGCCAGAGGUCCCAGGACACCAUUCGGGGUCCCAGUGUGGUUCAGUCCUGCAUUGCCGCUGCUCUGGGAGGAGAUUUCCCAGGUCUCAUUGGAGUAUCUGGAAUGUCAGCUGGAUUUGGAGAACCUGGAGUCUGCUUGUCAAUCCCGCCUUCACCCUCCAGUCAAGAAGAUGGAGGCGAGAAAGAACAAUUGCAGGAAGUGGAGGAGUUACCAGAACAACUGUCUCAACAGAGUCCUGAGGACAAUGGGUUGGGGGCCUAUUCUCCCCUUGGCCCCUCUGCUGAAUCUGGGAGCCUGGGGGAUACUCCCCUUAGCCCCCUUAUAAAGAGCAGCUUGAGUGAGGAGCUGAGUGAAAAUCUACUGGGUUUAGGCCUUGACCCUGUGGCGUUUGCACCCGGGACUGAGCACCCAGGCAGCCGCAGUGGGGUAGCACUAGCUGCCGGAUCCACGGACAGCUGUUUCAGUGCAGGUGGAGCCACCACAGACCGUGAGACCCUAAGCACGGUUAGCAGUUACCGCAGUGAAAAGACUGAUUCCACUCAGUUGGAAAGUCCUUCAUUCAGCCGGCCAGGGCAUGCGGAUGGACAGGCUUCUGCCUCAGCACCAGCAAUAGGUUCUAACAUCCUGAAGCGCUCAGAGGAUCCAGUGGGAGAGGGCGACAGUGAUACUGACAACCUUUCAGACAGUGUGCUGCUGCGCUCCCCUUCCAAAGACUUCUCCCUCAGCCAGGGGCUAGACAGGACACUUGUUGAAGGAGACGAUUUAUCCCCCGUACCCUGUGACAUUACACAGCCCCGUCCUCUCCAGAACUCUUCCCCUUCAAGUAGCGGACGCUCAGAGGUUUGCGAUUCAGACAGAAAUGUCCCAGUUCCUCCUCUACCCCCACCGCGGCAGGCCAAUUCAGUGCCCUCAGGGCUGGCCCUGGGUCUAGUUUGUUCUGAGCCUGCUUUGCCCAUAUCCUCUACCCCCUUUUUACUGUCUGACCAGCCGGCUCUGCAAGCCCAGCAGGUCGUGCGCCCUAAAGACUUAAAGCUGCUGCGGGCCAGCGGCAGUAGUGUGGGCCACAGGCCAGGCCGAAGGAAAGCUCCACGACGACGAGCUGGAGCAGGAAGCAGUAGUUUCGACUGUGGCUCUUACAGGCGUCACCACAAUCACAGACAACACAGAGAUUACAUCCCGGUGCGCAGCCGACUGGGCGCCAAGGCCUACAGUGAAAGUUUGUUUGAGGAUUCCAGCGACGAGGACGACGGCAGUGACAUGAGCGCCGGUUCUAGUCUUGGCUCGCAGCGCCGAUACAGUUCAGAUGAUGAUGAUGACGAUGAUGACGACUCAAGUUCCUCUACCUCCUGCUACUCCCCGGACCUCGCUAACACUGGCAUUGCAUCCUCGCUCCCCACUGCUGCUCAACUGCCCAAUCCAAGGGAAGGGGAUUUACCUGAAACCGCUGGUCCCUCCCAUUCUCGUGCUGCUCAGCGCUCUUCUAGCACUGCUAGUGCCAAGACUCAUGCAAGAGUGCUAAGUAUGGAUGAUGCAGGGGGAGGCCAGGGCAACACAGCGGCUUUGCCCUCUACUCUGAUUACGAUGCCCUCCACUUCCACCCCUGCACCCCGCACCCUCACCAUCUCUAAGUCUGAUCUGGAAGCCCGCAACAUCCAUACCGACAGCUUCCCUGGGACGCAUCAUCAUCGGCUGGAUUCUCUUGGAGGCUCCUGGACUGGCAACCAGAUGGGCUGGAGGGCAGAAGAGCUGGUUGAAGAGGGAGCUGUGGGAGGAGCCAUGGACCCAGAGGAUGGAGGCAAACACGACUCAGUGAGCAGUGUUAAGAGGACCCAGGCCAUCCGCAGGAGACACAAUGCUGGGAGCAACCCUACACCUCCCCCGUCCACCAUGGGCUCCCCUCCCAGCCUUCAGGACCUCCAGCGGGCUCGGACCUCCUCUCAUUCACGGACCCGCACACUUCCCUCAGCCUUACAGUUCGCCUCCUCACUUCUACUGCCCCGAAGUGGCAUCCAUGAGGCCUCCACCUUCGACGACACAACAGAGGGGGCAGUGCACUAUUUCUAUGACGAGAGUGGAGUGAAGAGGUCCUACACAUUUGGACCUGCUGGAGGUGGCUAUGAAGACCCAGUUCAGGAAAGGGAGAGACAAUCCCAGUCCUCGAGCUUCACCUCCACCGAGGUCCAGGAAGGGGCUCCAGUCCUGUCCAUGCUGCAGCCAAGACCUGUGGUUUUACAGGGCAUGCAGGUGCGCAGAGUGCCUCUGGAAAUGCCUGAGUUUGAUCUGGAUCACGAGUCUCUACAAGAGUCCCAGGAAAACACUCUGAUGAUCGAGGAGAAAGCAAAACCCAAACAGUACUAUCGCUUUUGGGUGCUGCCCGGAAAGUGGCUGAGGGUUCGAUAUGAUCGACUGGCUCUCCUGGCCUUAUUGGACAGGAACCGCCGUGUGGGAGAGAAUGUGUUUGCUGUGGUGCUGGCCAGUCUGGUGGCCUUCCUGGGGUUCCUACUGCUGCUCCAGGACUUUUUCAGGGACAUCUGGGUCUUCCAGUUCUGCCUGGUCAUUGCUAGCUGCCAGUACUCUUUGCUAAAGAGUGUACAACCUGAUGCAGCUUCUCCCAUGCAUGGCCAUAACUGGAUCAUUGUGUACAGUCGACCGGUCUACUUCUGCUUGUGCUGUGUGAUGAUCUGGAUCUUUGACCUAUCCGGGCGCUCUGGCAGCCUGCAACCGUUCACCCUCUAUGGGGUCACCUUCUUCUCUGGACAUUUCCUGCUCUGUGUCAGGGAUAUGCUCAUUGUGUUUGCCUUGUGUUUCCCCGUCAUUUUCCUGUUUGGGUUGCUACCUCAGGUCAACACUUUUGUGAUGUGUCUGCUGGAGCAGAUCGACAUGCACAUUUUUGGUGGAACUGCCACCACCAGCCCCCUCUCAUCUCUGUUCAGCCUCAUACGCAGCGUGUCCGUGGCUGCUCUGCUGUAUGGAUUUUGCCUCGGUGCGAUUAACGCACCCUGGGGGGAUGCCCAUGUGCCAGUACUAUUCUCUGUGUUUUGUGGUCUACUCCUGGCCUUAUCCUACCACCUCAGCCGCCAAAGCAGUGACCCCACCAUCCUGUGGUCACUGGUCAGGUCUAAAUUAUUCCCAGAGUUGGAGAACCGAACACCAGAAGAACCCCCUGUGGAGAUCAAGGACCCUCUUCCUGAGAAGCUGCGCAACUCUGUGAAAGAGAUUCUUCAUUCAGACCUCGUCAUGUGUCCCCUCAUGGCUGUGAUCACCUUCGCCAUCAGUGCCAGCACAGUUUUCAUCGCUCUUCAACCUGCUCUUAGCUUCGUCUUGUACAUCCUGGCCGGAGUUGUAGGCUUCAUUACACACUAUCUACUGCCUCAACUCCGCAAGCAGCUGCCUUGGUUCUGCCUGGCUCACCCUGUGCUCCGCUCUAGAGAGUACAGUCAGUUUGAGGUCCGAGAUGCUGCUCAGUUGAUGUGGUUUGAGAAGCUGUAUGCGUGGCUUCAGUGUGUGGAGAAAUAUUUCAUCUAUCCGGCUGUGGUGCUUAACUCCCUAACGACAGAAGCUCGAACUGUGGGCCAGAACCACAAAGAGCUGGACAUCUACAGCCGAGCUCUGUUCAUCUCAGUAGCAGGCAUGAAGCUGCUGCGUUCAUCUUUCGGUGCUCCGUCGCAGCAGUACGUCACCCUGUGCUUCACCACACUCUUCUUCCAGUUUGACUACCCACAUUUCUCGGAGACCUUCCUGAUAGACUACUACUUCAUGUCCAUUCUCUUCAGCAAGAUGUGGGACCUGCUGUACAAGCUGCGCUUUGUGUUGACCUACAUUGCCCCCUGGCAGAUCACCUGGGGCUCGGCCUUCCAUGCCUUCGCUCAACCCUUUGCUGUUCCCCACUCUGCUGUGCUUUUUGUUCAGGCCAUCUUUUCUGCAAUCUUUUCUACCCCUCUCAAUCCUGUCCUCGGCAGUGCAGUGUUUGUCACCUCGUACACCAGACCUGUUAAGUUCUGGGAGAGAGACUACAACACCAAGCGUGUUGAUCAUUCCAACACCAGACUUGCCACCCAGUUAGACCGCAACCCAGGUGCUGAUGACAACAAUCUGAACUCAAUUUUCUACGAGCACUUGACGCGCUCUCUGCAGCACAGCCUGUGUGGAGACCUGCUGCUUGGCCGCUGGGGCAACUACACCACAGGCGACUGCUUCAUCCUCGCCUCAGACUACCUCAACGCUCUGGUGCACAUAGUCGAGAUUGGCAACGGCCUGGUCACCUUCCAGCUGAGGGGUCUCGAGUUCAGAGGUACCUACUGUCAGCAGAGGGAGGUAGAGGCCAUCACAGAAGGGGUCGAGGAGGAUGAGGGCUGCUGCUGCUGUGAACCCGGUCACCUUCCCCACAUGCUGUCAUUCAAUGCUGCCUUCGGACAGCGCUGGCUGGCUUGGGAGGUGGCCGCCACCAAGUACGUUCUCGAGGGCUACAGUAUCAGCGACAACAAUGCAGCCUCGAUGUUGCAAGUAUUCGACCUCCGCAAGAUCCUCAUCACAUACUAUGUCAAGAGCAUCAUCUACUAUGUGAGUCGAUCUGCUAAGAUGGAUGAGUGGCUGACCAAUGAGACGAUCCAGGAGGCUCUACGGCCUUGUCUCGGAUCCAACUACGUAGACAGUGACCCCACCUUCAACCUGAACAUCGAUGAAGACUACGACCACAGGGCCUCAGGCAUUACCUCCUCCUCGUUCUGUAUGGUUUACCUGGACUGGAUUCAGUAUUGCAACAGCCGGCGUCAAACGCCGGUGACGUGCGAAAGAGAUUCUCCUCUUGUCAACCUCUGUUUCGGGCUGUGUAUCCUGGGCAGACGAGCUCUGGGCACGGCCUCCCACAGCAUGUCUGCAAGCUUGGAGCCGUUUCUCUAUGGCCUCCAUGCACUCUUCAAGGGAGACUUCCGCAUCACGUCUCCCAGGGAUGAAUGGGUGUUUGCGGAUAUGGACCUGCUGAACCGAGUUGUGGCACCAGGAGUGCGGAUGUCUCUCAAGUUGCAUCAGGACCACUUCACGUCUCCAGAUGAGUAUGAGGAUCCAAUGGUUCUGUAUGACGCCAUCACUGCCAAUGAGGAGAAGAUGUUGAUAUCUCACGAGGGUGACCCCGUGUGGCGCAGCGCUAUUCUAGCAAACAUGCCUUCCCUGCUGGCAUUGCGCCACAUCAUGGAUGACGGCAGCGACGAGUACAAGAUCAUCAUGCUUAACAAGAGGUUCCUCAGCUUCAGAGUCAUCAAGGUGAACAGAGAGUGUGUGCGUGGGCUGUGGGCGGGGCAACAACAGGAGCUGGUUUUCCUGCGCAACCGUAACCCAGAGCGUGGCAGCAUUCAAAACGCCAAACAGGCCCUAAGGAACAUGAUCAACUCCUCGUGUGACCAGCCCAUCGGCUACCCCAUCUACGUGUCCCCCCUCACCACCUCCUACGCCGGGGGCCACAGCCAGCUCCGGUCUGUGUGGGGAGGGCCUGUCAGCCCACACAACAUCUACACCUGGCUCAUCAGUAGCUGGGACAGGUUACAGAAAGGUUGUGGUGCGGGCUGUAACAGCGGAGGAAACAUUGAGGACUCCGACUGUGGAGGCGGCUCCACCUCCAUCUCCACCAACCCAGCCGUUCACACCACCCAGAGUACACCCGCCUCCAGCCUUCCACAGUCACACAUCACCACUGUCCAGCCCUUCAUGGGUACAGACAACCCUGUAGGUCCAACCCAGAGCUGGCCUCACCACCCUCAACCUCUCCCAUUAGCUCUGCUCAGCCAGUCAGAGGGCAGGAUGGAGGCAGGACUGCUCACAUCCCUACAGCGGACGUCCUCCAUCCAGGGUCUCCUGGGCCAGCAGCUGUCCAGCUCCCAGCUCUCCUUCAGCAGCUCUGUGGCUCCACCUUCUCUUGCUGGCCCAGAGCGCUUCUGCCCAGCGAGCCUCCUUGAGAACUCUGGUCACAGAGCGGGCCAGCGGGCUGGCCUCGGCCAUGGCAGCGGACUACACUAUGAGAGCCACUUUAGCAAGUGGAGUUUUUCAGGCAGAAAGGGCUUUAAUGGACCAGCUGCAGUGGAGGGGGAAGGAGGAACAGUACAGACCAUACGCACACAGCCUACUCCUCCUGCACCCCUACAAGAGACCAGUCUGACCCAUGAUCCUCUGGGAGCUGCUCAGAUGAUGGAUCCAACCCUGCUGACUGUAGGGGACCCCCCCACCCCCCGAGAGGAAUCCACAGAGCUGCCUUUACUCGAUCACCUGCGCUGAGUCUGCACUGGGAAACCCCGAAGUGACAUGCUUUGCAGGGAAAGCACACCGCAUUUGAAUCUGGACUGCCCAGACCAGACCAGACUCAUUCCACCUUCUGGACUCAUUCCAUCAACCCUCAUUUAACUUAUUCAGUGGGAACUCCCAACGGCCCCUGACAACACUGGCUGGAUUUGGUUAUAUGCUCAUUUCCCGUCUACUUGUCAGCCAGAGGAGUUGAUCAUCGGAUAGCUUGCUGAACUGAUGCUCGUCAGCUCAUGAAAGGAUUUCAGCAAACCUGUUCACUCCAAAGUCAGCUUCCAACAUGGCUCCUGAUAAUAUUCUCAAUCUCAACUUUGUUUUCAGACAAAGGCACUCAGUGACUCUAUGGAGACCUUGUGGUUGGAACAGUAGUGAAAGGCCAGUGCAAUUAUAAGGGAUAUUUUUGCGUGAGGAUUGAUUAUUUUUCUAUACUUGAGAAUAGAAAAUCGCCUCUAACUUUUUUUCUUACUUGACAUCUGCGGCAGUUUUUUUUUUUUUUGUUUGUUUUUUGCGUAAGCAAUCAAAAAAAACAAAAAACAUUACUGCUGUAUGUGCAAGUGAAGGAUAUGUGGAAACCAUGAUAAGCCUUGUUUUGUUUUUCCCAAUUUCACCUUCCUCACCGGACCUACAGUUUAGUGUCAAACAGUGUUUAACAGUACACAAUUUCUGGAGCCUCCGCUUCUUCUUCUUCUUCCCUGCACAUUAUACAUAUUCAACAAGAAAGAAAAAAAAAACCACACCCUAGCAUAAUCAUCCUUUUCCUCUGGUGUAUUUCCUACAGAGGUGCCUGACAACAUCAACUCUCAACAGUUCUCUCUUGGAGCAAGUUUCAGGGGUAAAAACGAAACCUCCCUUCCGUCCCAUCCAAAAAUGUGGUGCUUUAACCGCUAGUUUACAUUCUAUUUAGGCCUGGACUCGAGUCCUGCAUCUGACUAGCGACACGGAGGAGUGGGAAGACUUUGGACAGAGCUGGUGCCCAUUGAUCAGGAUCAAGCGGAGGGCGAUUCCAAUCUUUCGAAAUUGUGUUGAUCACAAACCUACAAACUAGGAGUGUUAUAAACUUAAAGCCUUUUUUUGGUGAGUGGAAUGUUCUAUUUUAAUACUUUACUUGAAGAAUCACGAGUUCCUCUGUGUUUAAGGUGCACCAAGUUUAUUUUCUUUGGAUGACGGAUCAAUGACGCCCUCUCCGAUCAGAUCCACUCAGCUCAUGACUUUCUCACUAUAAGGGACCCAGGCUGCUUUGUGUUGGGAGCUCUGUUUCUUUGCUGCAGUAUGGCCCUCCUGUUACUAUACUACUGCUUCUGCAUCUCCUGCUACUACUAAUAUACCCACUACUACUGCUGUUUCUACAACAGUCAAAUCCAGCGUUUUAGUUGGAAAUAAACAAAGUUUAAUAAAUAGUCAAAGCAAAGGUGGAAUAUUUAUUUGAUUAAUAUUGUCUCACAGAUAUCUUUAACUGCGUUUGUCAAUAUGGUGUGAUGUAUUGAAUUGGAAAUAUGCCUUCUGUCAACUGCACCCCGACCCCUCCCUCAAUUUGUUUGGUGUCAUCACAUUUGUAUCAUCUCACCAAUGGCUGUCUUUUUUUUUUUUUUUUUUUUUUUUUUUUUGUAAUACAGUAUAACUGGAAGUAUUCCUGAUAAGUUACUUUAAGUUUGUUUCUUUCCCACUCUUGCACUUUUUUUUUUUUUUUUUUUUCCACCACUGUGAAAAUAAAAUCGAAACACUGAUUCAGGGUUGAAGCAAAAAAAAAAAAAAAUCUGGCAUUCCGACAGAAUUCGGCCCUAAACGCUUCCCUGCAUCCAGUGGCGUGGGCCCCUGAUGUUGUCUGCAGUGGUUGAAUGAUUCUGAAAUAAUAUUGUGGAAUAGCAUUAAUCGUUUUCUCACCAAAUAUCUCUUAGAAGCGGUGUUCUCCUCUUGGAAACUUGAAAAGGAGGCCAGCGUUCUCAGGGUCUAUAAUGGGAAAUAAAUUGACUUAUUCUUCAGGAAGACUUUUUGUUCAAAGGAGGAAACCCGGAUGGAGGGAAUAAAAAAGUGUCACAAUAGUGAGGCAUGUUGCGUACUGUCAGGGUCACAUUGAUGUUACAAAAGAUGCUCCCCUCUACAGUGUUUUGCUCUCUAUGGGUUACAAUAAGUUAUGCAUGCUGUAAAAUCAACAAAUUUGUUGAAUCACUUUCUCUUUGCAGUGGUGUUUUUCCCCACUAUCAGCUCCUUAAAACAUCUGAACAAGAGACACAGGGUGUAAAAAGCAUUUUAUUUUUUACCUUUUUUUAAAAUAUUUUUAGCAGCUGCGAUAUUUCAGCCGGUCUCGGCUGCAAUAAGCUGCAGCAGGUGGAAAGUGCGUCAGUAUCCCUCUCAAAACAUCUUUAGGAACUCCCUUGACUCAGGAAAAUAGACUUUCUGAUCAAUGCUUUUUCUGUUUUUCUUGUCUCCUCCGUCAUCUUGUAUCCAAAGCAACAGGGAAUAAUGUUUUUUUUCUUUGCUGGGAGUGUGGAAAGCACAAGUUAACGGACAGAUCUGGGUGUCAAUAAAAAGGGAUUUCUUAAUCUCUUAAAUUAUGUACAGCAUGUUUCUUAUAUAAAUAUAUAUUUAAAAUACAAAUCUAUUUUAUUAUUAUUGGAUUUUGGGUUAUUUUACAUUCAAGACACUAUGUUGAGGUUUAGGGGAGGGACUCUUGUGUUUACCCAUCAGAGGGAGAGCUGAGUGGAGAGAGGCACUCUUCACAUUGAAAUGUGCAGUUUGGGAAGAAUCAAAUACUUUUGCACAAAAUGUAUCAUACACCAUCCCACUUUAUCAUUUUAGUUAUAUUUUGGGAGGGGAGUCUUUUAUUUAAGAACUUAAAGUGGAUGUUCAAUGUUCUGUACAGUUUUUUUUAUGUGAUUUUUCUUUUUUUUUCUCUUUUUUUUUUUCUCCUAUUUAAAUUAAAGGUUUUUGUGUCAUC